CCCAUGUUGGAAAAAACAUCAGCUGGGACAAAGGUGCAGGUGCAAACAUGAGGGCUAUUUUCAGAUUUAAUUCUGAGCUUUGAAGAGGGCUUCAAAACCCAUGACGACAGAACAUGAUUGGAAAGAGGCCUUAACAGAGGCUGUAAAGGUUCUCCAGUGUGGUCAGGUAGUGGCAGUUCCUACAGACACCAUCUAUGGAAUCACCUGCCUUGCACAGAAUUCUGAAGCCAUCCGAAGGAUUUAUGAAAUCAAAGGACGGAAUGAGGAUAAGCCUUUAGCAGUUUGUGUUGGUCAUGUGGAAGAUAUUUAUAAGUAUUGUAAGGUCACUGUUUCUGAUCAGGUAUUAAGAGAUCUCCUGCCAGGACCUGUAACAUUAGUCUUCAAGCGGUCAGAAGAACUGAACAAAGAUUUGAAUCCUUUCACUGAUUUGGUGGGAAUACGUAUUCCAAAGCAUCCAUUUAUUCAGAAGCUUGCAGAGGUAUGUGAUGAACCUCUGGCUUUGACGAGUGCCAACCUUAGCUCUCAGACCAGCACGCUGACCACUGAGGAAUUUCAGGACCUUUGGCCUUCGUUGGGUCUUGUUGUUGAUGGUGGACCGAUUGGCAACAUGACAAAGCCAGAAUGUCGUUUGGGAUCAACAGUGGUGAACUUGGGCACACCUGGAAAAUAUAGCAUCAUCAGGCCUGGCUGUGCAUUUGAUGCCACCGUGGAAAUUCUCCAGAAUAAACAUGGCUUGUCCUUACAGUCAUAGAACUGGAGGAAACUUUA
Rhincodon typus (whale shark) is the source of this 768-nucleotide messenger RNA. It is a transcript of the gene yrdc, whose product is annotated as yrdC N(6)-threonylcarbamoyltransferase domain containing. Gene Ontology annotation, cellular component: cytoplasm. The transcript has 6 exons. The record is from RefSeq and is a predicted model, not a curated record. NCBI's taxonomy places the organism in Eukaryota, Metazoa, Chordata, Chondrichthyes, Orectolobiformes, Rhincodontidae. Gene Ontology annotation, biological process: regulation of translational fidelity. Gene Ontology annotation, molecular function: nucleotidyltransferase activity; double-stranded RNA binding; tRNA binding. Bases 101 to 751 code for a protein of 216 amino acids.